Molecule: messenger RNA, 1034 nt
Organism: Rattus rattus (black rat)
Lineage: Eukaryota; Metazoa; Chordata; Mammalia; Rodentia; Muridae
Gene: Tmem37
Product: transmembrane protein 37
Exons: 2
Coding region: 187-822 (211 amino acids)
Cellular component (GO): membrane
Molecular function (GO): voltage-gated monoatomic ion channel activity; calcium channel activity
Source: RefSeq, a predicted model, not a curated record
GUCACCGCAUACCCCAUCUCUGGGACCCAGAGCGCUGCUGAGUCAGCGUAACCGGAGCAGCCCAGUGAUCGCGAAGCCCCCGCCCCCGGCUUGCGCCCCGCCCCGAUAGAGGGCCAACCCCGCGGACGAGCACAGACGGAGUGCGACAGCAAAGCUAAGCGACAGCGCUGCCUCCGAGAGCGCAGCAUGACGGCCAUCGGCGCGCAGGCCCACAAGCUGUUGGGCCCUAAGAGGCCUCACCGGUCUUUCUUUGAGUCCUUCAUCCGGACACUCAUCAUCGUGUGCACUGCCCUGGCCGUGGUCCUUUCUUCGGUCUCCAUCUGCGAUGGUCACUGGCUCCUCGUGGAGGAUCGUCUCUUUGGGCUCUGGUACUUCUGCACCAUCAGCAACCACAGUGAACCACACUGUCUGAGAGACCUGAGCCAGGCGCAGGUGCCCGGGGUGGCUGUAGGCAUGGGCCUAGCGCGCAGCGUGGCCGCCAUGGCCGUGGUGGCUGCCAUCUUUGGCUUGGAGCUGCUCAUCGUGUCCCAGGUGUGUGAGGAUGUCCGCUCACGGCGCAAGUGGGCCAUCGGUUCCUACCUCCUCCUGGUCGCCUUCAUCCUCUCCUCUGGGGGUCUCCUCACCUUUAUCAUCCUCCUCAAGAAUCAGAUCACCCUCAUGGGCUUCACCCUGAUGUUUUGGUGUGAAUUCACUGCCUCCUUCCUCUUCUUCCUCAAUGCCACCAGCGGUCUUCACAUUAACAGUCUCACUCGGUCCUGGGACCCUCCAGCGGGGACCUUGGCUUACAGAAAGCAAGGUCAUGACGGGACUCCUCUGAUAUAGGACCUCUGGCUGAGACUGAACGGGACAGCCAGCGACCUUGCCGCUGACGCUGCCUCUUAGGCACUACUAGCUCUAGAAAUGCUGUGGGAGUCUCCUCAGCUGACCUCCAGGGCAGAGGCCAGAAGAGUACCUCAGUGCCACAGCACAGAGAGCUGGAUAGGUUAGACAAGCUAUUAAAGAUGUCAUUCUGAAAUAAGAAGAAUAUCCUAAAA